GGAUUCAGUCUGGUCAUGUGGAGAGGGGAAAACGAAACCAAAUCUACUUGGGUGUCACCUCCCGAAGUUUUGACUACAGACCAAGCGGAGACUGAUUUAUUUCAGCAGCUUCAGUCAACAAAAGAGUUGUUCUCUCUGGCGCAGUUAACGAUCACAUAUCAAAUCUUGAUCUACUUUUGCGACGAGACACUGAAGACAGCAAACCGACAGGAGAAGCAUGUCUGCGGCCAACAGAAAGGAACUGCAGGAGGCCUUGUGCAGGUACACCACAGAUACCCUCACCCAUGUUGACACUGUGAGACGAUUCCGUCAGAGGAUCUCUAAAUGGAUGCUCGGGAGGGAGACGGAGCUGCACAUGAUGAUGGACAUCAAAGACAGGGCUGACAAAAUAGACCUGAAACUCAGCCAUGUUACCGAGUCACAGAACAAAGGUAAGGCUUUCGGGGAAUAUUUAAAGAACAAGGUGACCCCGAUGACAGCGGACAGAAGCCGUGCAGAACUGGAGGAGGAGCUGGCUGCCGUGCUGAAGGACAUUCUGGGAGGCCUGGAGGAGCUCGACUGCUUCCUGUUAGCACUGGAGAAGCUGGCGGUCACCUCCCUUCGUGUGUUCUCGGAGGAGAACCAGGUGUUACGUCUGUCCAAAGGGAUCAGCCUCGAACAUGUUCAGGUCGUCAUCGCUACUGCACGAAAAAACUGCCUUCUCCUCCUCGACUUUAAAAGAGACGCAAGUGUCUUCUUCCUUCCCAAACUUCAGAAUGUGGAAGUGCUGUCCUAUCAGCUGGACAAAUACAUAAAGACCAUCCAGAAGAUCUGUGACAAGCUAGAGAAAAGCUCUCUCAGUGAGUUUUGCCCGACGUUGUCUAUAAAAACUGUGGUGGACCUUGAUGUGGAUUUAUCUGAAGAUGAAAUACAAAGGAUGCUUUGUCACGUUAAUCAGCUCGAUGAUAUCAGGAUGGACCCGCACUUUAGGAUGGUGUCCUUGUUCCAGGACGUGUCCUGUUCCAGCUUCAUUAAAGAGUACACCGAGCGUCGACCCAGGAUGCUGCAGUUUCUAAAAGACCUGGAGGAGAAUGCCGUCCAGCUGGACAGGAUGAAUAAGGGUGCAAAGAUCUCCAGCGUGGCAGGCAGCUCAGUGGGGGCGGUUGGAGGUGUGCUUUCCAUCGUCGGUUUGGCAUUGAUUCCUUUCACAGCAGGAGUGUCUCUAGCUCUGACGAUGACUGGGAUAGGCCUGGGAAUUACCAGUGGAGUCAACAGUAUUGUCACCACAGCCACAGAGAUAGGAGUAAACAGUACACAACAGAAGAAAGCCAGUGAAGUCUUCCAGUGCUUCAUGGAUGAUGUGCAGAGUAUCCAGGAUUGUCUGGAGGAGGUGCCCCCAGAGGAAACAGGCCAGAUAGAUGUGGCUGUGGAAGUGGGCAAGCUGCUUUGUAAAGCUGGUGUUAUUGGAAAAAGUAUUGAUUCACUUGCUGAUGCUGCCUCCGCUGCUAAGCUGCUAAAAAAUGAAGAGCUAAUUUCAAGUGCUGCCAAGGUGGCUGUCCAGGAAGGUAAAGCAUUGCGUAACGUGCCAAGGGUGGCCUCAGAUAUCCCAGAUAUUGGCCAGGCAGCAGUCAAAGGGCCUCUUGCCCUCACCAAGUCAGCCAGGGCCGGCCUCAUCGCGGUCAAUGCUCUUUUCCUCGGCAUGGAUAUCUUCUUCAUCUGUAAAGACAGCAUCAGUCUGGCCAAAGGCUCUGAGACUCAAGUGUCACAGUUCAUCAGAGCCAGAGCUGCACUUUGGACCUCAGAGUUGGACUCGUGGCAGAAGAUCCAUGACUCCCUGUGCAAAGGUCUGCUGACAUCAGAGAACAACAAAGUUAUCAUGGAGGCGCCAUUUUAUCCGGAAAUGCCGAUGAAGAAACAAAGAGAAACAGAAACGCCAUGUGAUGAAGUGGAUGAAAACCUGAAAGUAACUCAGUAGUGCUCAGUGAGAAGAGAUUGCUGUGUGCCACGUCUGACGCUGUGAUCAGAUAAGAGAUCGUUUAAUGUGAUCGAACCAUGUGUAAAAAGUCAACUCUGCUUGUAACUAACUGUUCAGAUCUUUAAGGAAUUAUUUUUUUAUUGAAUCAACUUUUUAACCUUUUGCUAAAAUGUAUUGCAAUAAUGUACUAUAGGUAUUAUUUAGUGAUACAUACUUUAUCGAAUCAUAAAUGUAUUGAAGAAUAAAAUCACUGUUCAUUCACUGUCCAUAUGUAAAUAUAUUCAGAGCAGAUUAUUAUUAUUAUUAUUAUAAGGAUACUUUGAGAUGUAACAGUCACCAUCUGACCUCUAAGGUCUCUCUGCACAUGACUUGACAGGUGAUUCAGGGAUCAGGCUUUUUCCCCAGUGUAAUGCAAUAACAAAUAAAUAAAAAAUGCUGGAGUUUAAAUGGAAUUUGAUAUGGUGGUUGGGCAACUUAACUCGCAAGCUAUAUUGUCUUUAUUGAUCUAUUUUUGUUAAUACAUUGGACUGUUUUCCUUCAAUAUGUAGCCUACAUUACUUUCCACACCUGAAUGUUCCCUCUGAGGAUUAAAUGCUCGUCUUAAUAAAUGUGUAUAAAUCCAGAAUACCUUCGUGGUGUU
Chelmon rostratus (copperband butterflyfish) is the source of this 2594-nucleotide messenger RNA. It is a transcript of the gene apol, whose product is annotated as apolipoprotein L. The coding region runs from base 218 to 1954 and encodes 578 amino acids. Gene Ontology annotation, molecular function: lipid binding. NCBI's taxonomy places the organism in Eukaryota, Metazoa, Chordata, Actinopteri, Chaetodontiformes, Chaetodontidae. Gene Ontology annotation, cellular component: extracellular region; membrane. Gene Ontology annotation, biological process: lipid transport; lipoprotein metabolic process. The transcript is spliced from 4 exons. The record is from RefSeq and is a predicted model, not a curated record.